CCUACAAGAACCACCCCCGCAUCACUCCUCAUUCCCCCUCAUCCUUAGCUUUUCGCCGCCGCUCCCAGUGUUAUACAUCAUUUCUGAGCGGUUGCGAUUGAUCGGAGAAAUCCCCAGCAGAGAGAGAUGGCGCAUUCAGUGACCCCAGAUGCCAUCUCCACCAUUCUAGCUAACCCUUCGCCGGAAUCUGGGUCUGAGCUGCCGGAAAUCGUCGUCCAAGUCCUGGAUCUGAAGCCCACCGGCAAUCGAUACAUGUUCACGGCCAGUGACGGCAAGAUGAAGCUCAAGGCGAUUUUGCAGGCUAGCACAUCGGCUGAUGUCAUUUCUGGGGCUAUCCAGAACCUGGGCCUUAUUCGGAUUCUUGAUUAUACUCUCAAUGACAUUCCCAUGAAAAAUGAAAAAUACCUGAUUGUCACAAAGUGUGAGGCUGUCUCUCCUUCUCUUGAGGCUGAAUACAAAGUUGAGGUGAAAAGAGAAGAUAAAAUGGAUGAUGUUGGCAUUGCGUUGAAGCCAAAACAGGACAGGGGCUUGAAUAGUUCAACAUUGAAGGAGUCCAAAUCAGCUGCACAGAUUGUACAUGAACAAAAUGGAAAUAUGGCACCUCCAGCACGCAUGGCCAUGACUCGGAGAGUUCAUCCGCUUAUAUCCUUGAAUCCAUACCAAGGAGUCUGGACAAUUAAAGUCUGUGUUACUAACAAAGGUAAUAUGCGGUUUUACAAGAAUGCUAGGGGAGAAGGAUGUGUCUUCAAUGUUGAAUUAACAGACCAGGAUGGAACACAAAUACAAGCAACUAUGUUUAAUGAAGCUGCGAAGAAGUUCUAUGACAAGUUCGAAUUGGGGAAGAUGUAUUACAUUUCAAAGGGUACCCUAAAAGUGGCCAACAAGCAGUUCAAGACAGUACAAAAUGAUUACGAGAUGACACUGAAUGACUAUUCUAUUGUAGAAGAGGCUAGCGAUGAGCCUGCUUUUGUUCCCGAAACUAAAUUUAACUUUAUCCCAAUUGAUGAACUUGGUCCAUAUGUAAAUAGCCGGGAGUUAGUUGAUGUUAUUGGUGUGGUUCAAAGUGUUUCUCCAACAAUGAGCAUCCGGAGAAAGAGUAACAAUGAGAUGAUUCCAAAGCGUGACAUAACCAUUGCAGAUGAGACGAAGAAGACUGUUGUUGUGUCUUUGUGGGGUGAUCUUGCCACUAAUGUAGGACAAGAAUUACUUGAUACGGCCUAUACAUCUCCAGUAGUUGCAAUAAAAUCCCUUAAAGUUGGAGACUUCCAAGGUGUUUCUUUGUCUGCGUUGAGCAAGAGUACAGUUCUGGUGAAUCCAGAUUUACCUAAAGCUAAAGACUUGAGAUCUUGGUUUGAUACUGAAGGCAAAGAAACAUCAUUGGCCUCAGUUGGUGCUGGUUUGAGCCCCUCUUCCAAAACUGGGUCAUGGUCAUUGUCAGAGAGAGUUUCCCUGCUUCAUAUAACCAGUAAUUCCUCUCUUGGCGAGGGCAAGCCUGUAUUUUUCAGAGUAAAGGCAACCGUUAGUUUCAUCAAACCCGACCAGGCAAUGUGGUAUCGAGCAUGCAAGACUUGCAACAAGAAAGUAACUGAUGCCCUUGACAAUGGCUACUGGUGUGAAAGUUGCCAGAAGAAUGAUGAUGAGUGUGUAUUGAGGUAUAUUAUGGUGAUGAAAGUUUCAGAUGCAAGCGGCGAAGCUUGGAUGUCUGUUUUCAAUGACCAGGCUGAGCAAAUACUCCGCCACACAGCAAAUGAGCUAGAUAGGCUAAAAUCUCAGGAUGGAGAGAGCACUUAUAUGGAGAAACUUAAAGAAGCCACUUGGGUUUCAUACAUUUUCCAAGUUAGUGUUGCAGUUCAAGAGUACAACAGCGAGAAAAAGCAGCGAAUAACAGUUCGAGGAGCUGCUCCGGUUGAUUACGCAGAAGAGUCCAAAUACUUGUUUGAAGAAAUGGCUAAGAUGAAUGUCAAUGUCACUGCAUGAAGUAGUCAAAAUCUGGGGGAUUUUUGCUUUAGUGAAAUAGGUUAUUUAUUACCAUCCAAGAACUUGUCAUGAAGUAUUGAAUCUUAAGUUUAUGGGAUUCUUUUUUUUACCAUGUAAAUCUUAAGUGCGAUGAAUGGCUGAGUUUGCAGCCCUGCUCUUGGAAGUUUAAAAUCUGAGUAUGUAAAAUAUAUGCUACUUGCCUAC
Cuscuta campestris is the source of this 2181-nucleotide messenger RNA. The record is from the annotation of a GenBank genome assembly. NCBI's taxonomy places the organism in Eukaryota, Viridiplantae, Streptophyta, Magnoliopsida, Solanales, Convolvulaceae.